ACUGCCGAGAGAGAAGAGGGAGGGUGUGAGAGAGAAAGAGAAAGAAGUGAAGCCAGAGAGCUCAGCACAGCCAGCAUGGCGAGCCAAAGGGACUUCACACACAGAAAAACAUGGAUUAAUGUCCUUCUGCGACUCCUACAGCUGUUAUUGCCGUACAUUCAACACGGAGGAGCUCAGUUUCAAGCUCUGACUCAGAUGUCCAGCGUGGUUGAAGUUUGGCAGGCUGAGGACGCAGACUUCUUCAUGCCAUCGCAGGCAGAGGAGCAGCACAGUGAGAAUGUUCCUCGAGAGGAGAGCUCCUCGUUUUAUGUACAGGAGAGUGGGAGACAGCUCCUGUUUCAGCCGCCCACGCUGGAUUUUGGACCACAGCCGGUGGGGCUGCCAAGAGCUGAAACAGUAUAUAUCCACAAUCCCAGCCCAGAGCUCCCAGUCUCUCUGCUCUCUGUGUUUACAUCCAGCAGACAUUUUCACAUGCCUUCCUUCCACAGAAGGGUAAUUCCACCCAGAGGGAGAACAUCUUUUAAAAUCAUUUUCCUCCCCACAGUGGAGGGCAAUGAAGAAAUCUCUUUAUUUAUUAACACAUCAACCCAUGGGGUGAUAUCAUACCAGGUUUUUGGGGUUGGAGUCCAUGGGGGAUCAGUCAAGGACGUCCAUAGAAAAGAUAGCGUUCUGAUAUUUCCCCACAUACAGAGCAUUAAUCUAACACAAACUCAGGAAGAUGCUUCUAAUAUAACAAUUUUAGGUCUGCUGCUUGAUUGCAGUUUACCAAAAAUGUUCUAUAAUCAGCCCCAGGGUUGGUGUUUAGUAUCUGAGGAGGGCAGAAUUGCACUUCAGAUCAGUCUUUCUGAAAGAGGGGAAAGGCCAACCCACCUGGACAAACUCAAGCCAUACGUGCUAGAGAAUAUUGUGGUGUUACUGGUCCUCCCAACACCAGAAGAUGCUGUCUCAGAUCCCAGAAUAGGAGUGUUCAUGUUGAACUCAGGGGUUAUAAAGCUCUUUGUUAAGGAGAUCCAGCUCUUGCCAAGAACAGACAGCAGUGUAGAACUCACUGAAGUGCUGCUCAAUCCUUCCGCUACUAAUUUCACUCAAGUGGCUUCACUCUUCUGUAGACGCUCUUUGUCAGCUAAAAGUAAAAGGUGUCAAAGUCAGUACGCCCUGCAGAUUUUAGCAAACAGAACAGUGAAUUCAUAUCCACUGCUGGAAGGCACACACAGAUGGUCCAACUCUGAGCUAAGUUCUUUAGUUCAGAUCAGACAGAAGCAGAGGGGCUCAGAGCAUGUUGAGCUCUGGCUGUCCAACCCCUUCCCCUUCACCUUCAGAAUCACUAACAUUUCCCUUUCCCAACAUAGACUUUUUAAGAUUGUAAAUUUGACAAAGGCCCUGGAAGUGAGCCCUGGAAGCUGGAAGCUUCUGUCUCUUCAACUACUCAGCAAAUCUUUACCCACAAACCUCAAAACUACAAUUACCUUGACAACCAAUGUGGGGAUUCCAAUGGAGCUUCACCUCCAAACAUAUUCUUCUGCCUCAAAGCAGGGAGAUGUUAUUUUUGAGUCUUUUGAGGAAUGUGAACGGCUCUGUCCUCUCCGUUUGUCCAGAGCAGGACGUGUUGAGUGGCAGCAGUCGCUUCUCCCAGAAUCCUCCUCAUCACUCUGGAGAGUGGACAGUAGUCUGGCCUCUUCACUCUGUAGCCGGUGGCACUGUAGCAAAGAGCUUUCUUGCAGGUGGCCCAGACUUCCUGCAGACCACUCUGCACCCCUGGACUUUGGGGCCACACCUGUCAAUGAUAGUAAGGUGAAGAAUUUCACUCUGAAAAACCCGACGGGUUCAGUGGUGUCUGUGGAGAUCCGAACCCUCUCCUCAUACCCAGUUCCGCUCGAAGCCCUCGACAUGUUAACCAAAUGGUUUAAUAUUAGCCCACUGUCUGUGAAUAUCACUACAACAGAGUUUCUUCUGUUGGCUGCUAAUCACAAGGAAAGUGAGAGAGGCAAUGUGUUGAGGUUCCUCCUUCAGCCGUGGGAGUCGAGGACGGUUUCUGUGGCGUACCAACCUACAGAACAUAAACAUGUUACCUCACUGCUCCUCAUUAGGAACAACCUGACCGUGUUUGACAUGGUUCUGGUUAAAGGAUUUGGGGCAAAGGAGCUCCUGAGAGUAGGAGGGAAGCUCCCCGGGCCUUCAGCCUCACUGCGCUUCAAUGUGCCCCAGUCAACCCUCAUGGAGUGCAGAGAUGGUUUACGAUCAAGUAAGCCCUUGUUUGCCAUCCAGAAAAGCUUUAAAGUGGAGAAUGCAGGCGAGUUGCCUCUGACUAUAGUAUCCAUGAACAUCAAUGGAUAUAAAUGUCAAGGUUAUGGCUUUGAGGUGCAACACUGCAAAUCUUUUAAAGUGGACUACAACUCGUCCUCAGAAAUCACAAUUGCAUUUACUCCAGACUUCACAUCUUCGUGGGUGAUCAGAGACUUGACCCUAGUGACAGAACGUGGCUCCCUUUUCCACUUCACCCUAAAUGUGACUCUUCCUCACCACAUGCUGCCCCUCUGUGCUCAGGUGGUGCCAGGACCCAGCUGGGAGGAGUCCUUCUGGGUCAUCACACUGGUCUUCACCUGUUCCUCUCUAGCUGGUGUGUGUCUGAUGGCUUUCCAUCAAGCUCAGCACAUUCUAAGCGAGUUCUCCACACCAAGUCCACGUAGCAAUCACAACUCUGUACCUCGUGAAAAUAGCAGUGUCAACCACAGCUCCUCAAAUGGUGUCAGUAGAGGAAAAGGCAGUUGUAAGAACUACACUGACACAAGUCAUCCCUCCGACAAAGGCAAAGGGAGAGGAUCUCCAGCCGUAGCCAAUGGGACAAUUCGGUCACAGUCCUCAUCCAAGAAAACUCCUGGAAGUUCUUCCCAGCCUCCAAAGAAGCAAACUAAGGUGUCGUUCCUAUACAGUAGAUAUAAAAAUAGCACUGCAACUGCCGCCGCUAGUGUUCCUGCUUCCUCAGACUUUUGCAGCCCUCCCAACGAUGAAGAUAGAGAUCACACCUUUGAGUUAGACCCAGAAGUUUGUAAUAACAACAACAAUAACAAUGACAUAUUAGAUGAAACCAUUCUCCCUGCUGAGAAGAAAGAGCACUUUAGAGAAUCUAGAGAGGAAAAGGCAUUGCCAGCUGAUAUGUUUCCUAUGGAAACACUUCCUGCAUUACCUGAAAACAUCACAGCAAGCAGAAUCCCUCAGCCUGCAGAAGAAGCAGUGGAAAAUGAGGAGUGUAAAAGAAAAAAUAAUGCAGAAAAAAGGGAUCAUGUAGAUGAAGAGAAGACAGAAAGAGGCUGCAGUCAGAAGAAGAGACCAGAGAAAGAUGCAGAACUUGGAGUGUCAGCCAUCAACACCAAAGCAAAGAAAAACACAGGCAGGAGUCGCAGGAAGGCAGUUGAGCUCAUUCCUGGGCUUCCUGAAAACAGCGUUGUCAUGGUGACAGAGAGUGAGAGAGAAUCUCAACGUAAUGCUGCUAGAACCCGCAACGCGAAACCUGAACUACCUAAAAUAGGAGCCAACCCAGACAGCCCUCUCAAACACAGUGGCACGUGUUUGAGCAGACCUAGGCGUAAAUGUCCAGAGCGACGUCUGCAGUGGGAGUCAGGCUCUGAUUCAAGCAGCUCAUCAGGCAGUGUGAGAGCCAGCCGAGGGUCCUGGGGCAGCUGGAGCAGCGCCAGCAGCAUAGAGGGAGAAAAAGACACACACAGACAUCCCUGCAGAAGAGACAACAUUCAGUACAACCCAUAUCCAAAAGAUCGGGAAUGUUACAUGAACAUGAACUAUACUUACAAAACUCAAAGCAUGAACAAUCUAUAUGUCAGGGAGCCAUGCCAAAGCCCAGAAGUCUGUCCUGCCCCUGCACUCCCUCACACCUUCGCUGAUGUAGCCGCAGGUGUGGACAAAAACAUUGACAUAAUCGGCUCUAAUGUGAUUGAAGAGACGUGGUCACCCGCCUCAGUUCCACUGACCAAUGAAUUCAGGUACAACAUGACCGAAUCCCUCCCGUUCGUCCCUCAGAAUCCCUCAUCAGGAUAUGAAAGCUUCCCUUGGAACAAUAUGAACAGCCAAUGUGCCACUCAGUAUCCCUACAGUAAUCAGUCCAACUAUAUGCCAACAGGUAAUGGCAAUUACCAAAAUGCAUUCUCAUGCCAUGAAAGCCAAACCAUGACCCACAGCCAUCAGCCAGUUUGGGGUGAGAAUGGAACACAUGACAUAAACUCCACAUGGGACACUGGCAGUGUGGGCAGCAAGCCAUACUUUUCAGGAACCAGAAGUCUGUCCCCUAUGUCCAGUCUAUUUGGCUCUAUCUGGACACCUCAAAGCGAGCCUUACCAGAGUCACUUCCACCCAGAGCGUUCCGCUCCUGUCUCGCCCCACUCGCCCAUCUCACCCGUCGCACCCUUCAGUCGUGAACCAGGUGGCGCCUGCCCAGGAAAACAAUACUCCAGCUUCAAUCCCUUUGGACCACACAUGAAUUUGGACAUAUGGAACUCCUCUUCAAACCGGAGCUCCAACUCUCAGCUCUCCAACGAUUCAGGCUACUGUGGGGAUAUGUGAGCAAAUGGUGCUUUUGAAUAAUAAGGAAAAAAAGAAUGUGCUUUUAUCUCUAACGGGGGAAAAAUGUGAAUAACCUUCUUUCUUUUAUGUUUGUUGUUGUGGUAAGGUUCAGCAUUUUGUUGUAUAUUUUUCUAGAUGUUUUGCAAGUUUGACCAAUGAAAAUAAAAAAAAAA
Messenger RNA from Labeo rohita (rohu), 4745 nucleotides. It is a transcript of the gene tmem131l, whose product is annotated as transmembrane 131 like. Gene Ontology annotation, cellular component: membrane. The transcript is spliced from 34 exons. The record is from RefSeq and is a predicted model, not a curated record. NCBI's taxonomy places the organism in Eukaryota, Metazoa, Chordata, Actinopteri, Cypriniformes, Cyprinidae. The coding region runs from base 76 to 4572 and encodes 1498 amino acids.